AAAACAUAAUAUUAGAAGAUAAUAACUUGCGAUUCGUUAAAAUUGACUUUUAAAGAAUUUAUCGAAAAUAUAUGUAUGUAUGUGAAUUAAUAUCAAUUCGAUUAACACAUCAGAAUUAGUAGAGUGAAAAAAACUAAUUAAUUGAGGGUUGAACGGAAACCGAUUGAGUGCAAACGUUUACCAAAAAUGCAAAUUAUGUUUGGAACAAUUUUAUGUGUUUUAUUGAAAGGUUUAAUAUUGACAAAGGCAACUAUUACGUCGAAGGAUGAUACCACUUCAAACAUCUUUCAGGAAGAAAGUAUUUCCAUGCAUCCGGAUUUAAAUUUCACGCAGAAUAUUUCAAUGUCCGAGAAAAAUUAUCAUCGUAUACUAAAUUUCAAAUCUGACCGGAGUCAUUCUGAUAGUACUGUGAGAAAUGAGCGAGAAGUCGAUGAAGUUACACUUGCAAAUAUUUCUAUCAUCCCAGAAUCUAUUGAAAACAAUUUGGACAAGCCAACAUCUCUCAGAGCAUUUGUACAAUUCGACAGUCAAUUCACAGAAAAAGUAAACGACAUUUUUGUGACAUUGAGAUGGAACCAACUUAACUUUACCAAUGAAAUAAUACAAGGGUACACGGUGCAGUGUUUUUUCAUCGAGGAUUUAAAAGAGAUUCAAAUCUGCGAGGAUAAAAAUAUCACAACUACAGAAUUGGAGCACACGGUUCACAAUCUAACAUUUAACACGACAUAUUAUUUUCGAGUACGUGCGCAUACUAAAAUUGUUGCUGGACCUUACACGGAUUUAAUCAAUGUGUCGACUACACAUGAAAAUCCAAUACCUAAAUUAUUAGUAACAACGUCUCUAGGUAUCCAAAUAUGGGACAUGGAUUUAAAUAUUACUAAUUUCAUAGUGUCGUUCAUUUAUGAAAUUAGGUUUACUCACUCUGAAAGAUCAAUAAUAAAUGCCCCUGGAGGACACAAAUAUAAAAACUAUUUUAUUCUUAAGAUGAUAAGCCAAAGAGGAGGCCUAGUAACAUCGAAGAUUAAUGAAAAUAAAAUCACAAAAACAGCUAGCUUUGUUAAUUAUCUAUAUGAUAAAUCAGUAAUAAAUGCCGCUUAUUCGAUACAAGAACAUAGAAUUUAUUGGAGUAUCUUUGAAAGAGAACUAAUAACACUGAUUAAUGAAAAUAACAUUACAAAAAUAGCUACAUUUGAUUAUGAUCUACAUGCUCUCUGCAUUGACUGGGUAGCAAGAAAUCUAUAUUGGUCCUAUUCAGAGUCAGACUACUAUUACAUUGUAAAGUUGGACUUAACAUUGUGGGAAAAUGGCAUGAUUAAACUUGAUGAGAUUUUCAAAUCAGAAAUUGAUAAUGGCUAUUUAAGUAUAUCGCCGUUUAUGGGAAUUUUAUAUCACAUAUCAUACAAUAGGAAGAAUCGAGAAUAUGAUAUGAUGAAAUAUCAUCUCGAUGGAAAAAACGAACAAAUUGUUCAGAUAAAUGCAUCCUUUUGCUUAUUUCAUUAUAUAGAUUUUUUUCGUGAUAUGGUAAUUGAUAACAUGAUUAAUGAAGAGCCGUUAAUUUACUGGUUAAGUGAGAAUUAUACAACUGUAACAGACAUUAACGUUUCUAUGUGCAAUACGAUUUUAUACAAGAAAAACGUAGGUGAUAACAUCAAUUUCAAAUCUAUGACGAUUGAUAAAACAAACAUUUACAUUUUAGCAAUUGAUUCGCUCCAAUAUAUUCUUUACGUUUUGAAAAAGAAAUACGCAAGUCUCAAGAGCGUAAAAGCAAACAAAUAUGUUGAAAAGAUAUUAAUAAGCUCACAUAAAAAUGAUUUUUAUAGUAUUUACGCUUUUAAUAAAUAUUUACAACCAUAUCCUCCAAUGAGAUGUCUGACACCUGACGAAAAAGUCAAAAAAAUUUAUAAUUUUGAGAAUGUGACUGCAACGGCAAACAGCAUCAUUGUAAAUUUACCGGAGCCGGUUGUAAAGAGUGGAUGCAAAAAAUAUAAUUUACCAACUACUAUAUAUACUAUCUUUGUAAGUCAUUGUUUAGACAACAACCUCAACAAGUCUGAAGAAUUCAAUGUGCUGACAGCCGAGCGAUAUUACGAGAUUCAGAACUUAACACCAUUUACAGAGUACAAGUUGAAGUUUACUUUAAGCAAUUUUUACUUUGAUCAAUUAUCAAUAAAUCCAUUCGAUUCGAACGUGAUACGAAUAAAAACUAAUUUGGGCAAGCUUAAUGUACCAGAAAACAUAAGUGUUUUAGCUUUGACGCCUACUAUAGCAGUAGUUCAUUGGAUGCCACCCAAGAAAUUGAACUGCGUGGUUGUGACCUACGAAGUGCAUUGGAAGUUAGUGAACGACACGCAACAGCAGAAUAAACAAUUUAUCAAUGUGCCGAAACGUGUGGCAGACGGCAGAUAUUUCACAAAGAUUAACUUAUCGCUACCAGUACAAGAUUAUUUGAUAUACGUGCGUGUGUAUCCAAGUAAUUUCAGUGAUUUCUACAACGAGUGUUUUAGCAAGAUCGAUCACAUAUACUCAGAACCAAAUAAUAUUACUUUGAGCGGGGUCACCAUAAAUAGCAUGAACAUUUCAUGGAUCUCAAACAUCAAUCUGACGGUUUUUUUUACACUAGAGUUCAAAGAUAUUGCAGCAGAAAAGUGGCAAACAAUGGAGUAUAUUAAAAUGAAUUAUAACAAUGAAAUGAGAUAUCAUUUCGGAAAGUUAAAAUCGGGAACUUUAUACAAGUUUCGCUUGAUAUUAAGAUAUCCCGAAUAUGAGGAAGCUUUUACAUGGCCGACUGAUGAAAGAUUUAUUUUUUCAACACUUAACAGCAGUUUGAACAAGCCAACGUCUCUCAGAGCAUUUGUACAAUUCGACAGUCAAUUCACAGAAAAAGUAAACGACAUUUUUGUGACAUUGAGAUGGAACCAACCUAACUUUACCGAUGAAAUAAUACAAGGGUAUACGGUGCAUUGUUUUUUCAUCGAGGAUUUAAAAGAUAUUCAAUUCUGUGAGGAUAAAAAUAUCACCACUACAGAAUUGGAGCACACGGUUCACAAUCUAACAUUUAACACGACAUAUUAUUUUCGAGUACGUGCGCAUACUAAAAUUGUUGCUGGACCUUACACGGAUUUUAUCAAUGUGUCGACUACACAUGAAAAUCCAAUACCUAAAUUAUUAUUCACAACGAAUCAAGAUAUUCAAAUAUGGGACGUGGAUUUAAACAUCAUUACUAAUUUAGUAAUGAUGUCACAAUCAAAAUUAAUAGAUGUCGCUUAUUCGAUACAAGAAUAUAGAAUUUAUUGGAUAACCGAAAGAGACCUAAUGACAUUUAAAAUUAAUGAAAAUAAUAUCACAAAAAUAGCUAGCUUUGAUCAUGUUCUACAUGAUCUCUGCAUUGACUGGGUAGCAAGAAAUCUAUAUUUGACAUAUCAAGAAUCAAACUACUCUUACAUUGUAAAGUUCGACAUAACAAUGUGGGAAAAUGGCAUAAUUAAAUUUGAUAUUUUGAAAAAAAUCUUUGCUAUUGACUAUUUAAAUGUAUUACCGUCUAUCGGAAUUUUAUAUCACAUAUCAUACAAUCGGAAGAAUCGAGAAUAUGAUAUGAUGAAAUAUCAUCUCGAUGGAAAAAACGAACAAAUUAUUCAGAUAAAUGCAUCGUUUUGCCUAUUUCAAGAUAUAGAUUUUUUUCAUGAUAUGAUAAUUGAUAACAUGAAUAAUGAGGAGCCAUUAAUUUACUGGUUAAGUGAAAAUUACACAACUGUAACAGACAUUAACGUUUCUAUGUGCAAUAGGAUUUUAUACAAGAAAAACGUAGAUGAUAACAUCAAUUUCAAAUCUAUGACGAUUGAUAAAACAAACAUUUACAUUUUAGCAAUUGAUUCGCUCCAAUAUAUUCUCUACGUUUUGAAAAAGAAAUACGCAAGUCUCAAGAGCGUCCCAAAUGCAUACAAAUAUGUUAAAAAGAUACCAAUAAGCUCAGAUAAAAAUGGGUUUUAUAAAAUUUACGCUUUUGAUAAAUCUUCACAAUCAUAUCCUCCAAUGAGAUGUCUGACACCUGACGAAAAAGUUUAUAAUUUUGAGAAUGUGACUGCAACGGCAAACAGCAUCAUUGUAAAUUUACCGGAGCCGGUUGUAAAGAGUGGAUGCAAAAAAUAUAAUUUACCAACUACUAUAUAUACUAUCUUUGUAAGCCAUUGUUUAGACAACCUCAACAAGUCUGAAGAAUUCAAUGUGCAGACGUUCGAGAGAUAUUACGAGUUUCAAAAAUUAACACCAUUUACAGAGUACAAGUUGAAGUUUACUUUAAGCAAUUUUUACUUUGACCAAUUAUCAAUAAAUCCAUUCGAUUCGAACGUGAUACGAAUAAAAACUAAUUUGUACGAGCUUAAUGUACCAGAAAACAUAAGUGUUUUAGCUUUGACGCCUACUAUAGCAGUAGUUCAUUGGAUGCCACCCAAGAAAUUGAACUGCGUGGUUGUGACCUACGAAGUGCAUUGGAAGUUAGUGAACGACACGCAACAAGAGAAUAAACAAUUUAUCAAUGUGCCGAAACGUAUGGCAGACGGCAGAUUUUUCACAAAGAUUAACUUGUCGCUACCAGUACAAGAUUACUUGAUAUACGUGCGUGUGUAUCCAAGUAAUUUCAGCGAUUUCUACAACGAGAGUUUAAGCAAGAUCAAUUACAUAUACUCAGAACCAAAUAAUAUUACUUUGAGCGGGGUCAACACAAAUAGCAUGAACAUUUCAUGGCUCUCAAACAUCAAUCUGAUGAUCUCUUCUGCACUAGAGUACAAAAACGUUUCAACAGAAAAGUGGCAAACAACGAAUGAUAUCAGAAUGAAUUAUAAUAAAGAAGUAAUAUACCAUAUCAGAAAUUUACAAUCGGGAACUUUAUAUAAGUUUCGUUUGAUAUUGAGAUAUUUGGAAUAUGAGGAAAUUUUUAUAUGGCCGGCUGAUGAAAGAUUUAUUUUUUCAACAUAUGAUAGCAAACGUGAUGAUAUUUCGAACACUCCCGGAAUAUUAGCUACAAAAUAUUACCUACCAUUGAUGUUGACUUCUAUUUUUAUAGUUACUAUAGUUGUUAUAGUUACUAUAAUCUGGCUUUAUCGGUUGUAUCGUCAACGCAAAAGUAAUUAUGAACUAUUAUUGCCUUCAACAACAACCGAUAUAGAAUUAGACGAUAUAGAAUUAGAGAUUCUACAAGAAGUACCUGAAUUCAGUACCAUUUAUAGUCCUAUGUUACAUUAUAAUCCGGAUGAAUGUGAGAUAACUAAAAUCGCACGUAAACAAAUUACAUUUACAAAACUUAUUGGUAGCGGCACAUUCGGAAAGGUGUAUCAAGGAAAAGUGAAAAACUUAGAAAGUUCGGGCACAGAGAUAUCCGUUGCAAUAAAAACGCUUCGGAAAGAUGCUUCUUCCCAUGAGAAAAAGAGAUUGUUAAAGGAAGCCGAGCUUAUGAAUCGUUUUAGACACAAACAUAUAUUAAGAUUGUUGGGCGUUUGUUUGGAUGGAAUUUCUCCGUUUCUAGUGUUCGAAUUAAUGGAAACUGGUGAUUUGUCAAAAUAUUUGAGAGAUUGUCGAAAUUUGGAAGCGUCAGAUUCGCACGCUUUGCGUUUGCAAGAUUUGGUCGCCAUGUGCGAAGAUGUUGCGCGAGGUUGUUGCUACUUGGAAGAAUUGCGUUUCGUACAUAAAGAUCUAGCGUGCCGCAAUUGUUUAGUAUCUUCGAGAAAUCAUGAGAAUUGUAUUAUCAAAAUUGGAGAUUUUGGAUUAGCUAGAGAUAUCUAUAAGGAUGAUUAUUAUCGCAUGAGAGGAGAAGAUUUGCUUCCUGUUCGCUGGAUGGCACCCGAAUCUUUGAUGAUCAGAACAUUUACUUCUCAAAGCGAUGUUUGGUCAUUUGGUGUUUUAAUGUGGGAAAUUACAUCGUUGGGUGAGCAACCUUAUAGUGCUAAGACUAAUGAAGAAGUGAUAAAUUAUGUACGUGCUGGAGGCAAGUUGCUGAUGACUCUUAACUGUCCAUCAGCAUUAUACCAGUUGAUGCUACGUUGCUGGUGUGCAGCGGAUGCUAGACCAAAUUUCGAAUUUUGUCUGAACAAUAUUAUAGCAUUAAGAGAGAACAUAGAAGAUGCCUUACUGAGUCCAGUCGAUACUAUUUAGCUGAUAUUAUAAUUAAAUUAAUGUUUAUUUUCCUAAUGAUCCAAUAAAUCUUACUGUAGGAAAAAUAUUUCUAGA
This is a messenger RNA of Camponotus floridanus (Florida carpenter ant), 6219 nucleotides long. RefSeq names its product proto-oncogene tyrosine-protein kinase ROS-like. Gene Ontology annotation, molecular function: transmembrane receptor protein tyrosine kinase activity; protein binding; ATP binding. Gene Ontology annotation, cellular component: signaling receptor complex; membrane. Bases 187 to 6144 code for a protein of 1985 amino acids. Gene Ontology annotation, biological process: cell surface receptor protein tyrosine kinase signaling pathway; multicellular organism development; positive regulation of kinase activity. The record is from RefSeq and is a predicted model, not a curated record. Lineage: Eukaryota; Metazoa; Arthropoda; Insecta; Hymenoptera; Formicidae. The transcript is spliced from 15 exons.